UGCCGUGUCUAACAAAACGAUCUUUACCAAACCCCAUAAGCCACUACAAGAUACUUUAAUAUACUUGAUCAUGAUGAUUUGAGCCCUAGUGUGAGUCUAGACUUUGGUAAAAUGACUGAUGAAAGGAACAUCACCCUGACAGAUGUUGGUGAAGAGAUAUCUACCAGUCUUUCUGCUGGAGUCACUUUUCUCACCUCUGGAAACACAAAGAGAGCUUUGGCUCACCUUAACCUGGCUGCUGAGAUUGCCAGUGGCCUUGGAGUGAGCACACCUGGAGUGGAUGCUAGUGGAUUGGACUUAAGUGCCACAGAGAAGAGACGGCUCUCAAUCACAGACCCAAACUUGCUUCAAUUGUGUGCCAAUGUGUACUACUAUCAAGCCGUAGCUUUGCAGCUGUUGAGAGGCUAUUCUGAGUCCAUCAAGUGCUAUAAACUGUGUGUGAAUCUUUCCUUGAAGACACAGAAUCAUCAUUUUGCAGCCAUGUGUUUUGUAGGUUUGGCCGAAUGCUAUCAAGAACUCGGUGAUGUGAGUAAUGAAAUUCGAAGCUGGGAGAGUGCGCGGCAUUUGUACAAAGACAUGGGAGAUGCUGGGAAUGAGGCAUUGGUGUGUGCUGGACUGGCUAGGGCUUAUCUGAGCACUGGACAGGGAGAGAUGUGUCUGCAGUACAUUCGGGAGUCGAUACAUCUUUGUCAGAUGGUUCCCAACAAGCACAGCCAAGGAGAGUUGCUGUUUGAGUAUGGUUGGAUCUACUCAAGGAUGAGAAUGUUUGAGGAAGCUCUGGUCUACUUGAAGCAAGCCCUAACUUUGCUGGAUAGGGACAGACGAUUGACUGCCUCUAUAUUGCAGAACAUUGGAGCAGUGUACAAUGAGAUGGAGCUGUUCCCAGAAGCACUGGACUAUCACCAACAGGCAGCUGAUCAGUAUGAGAAGCUCCACAAUAAAGCCUCUUCUCAGUGCAAGUGUUUGUGCAACCUAGCCUUUGCCCAGUCUCAGUUGGGAGAUUUUCCCAAUGCCAUCAAAAGCUACUCGAAGGCCCUCUCUAAAGCACGUAACACUAAUGACAGCUACCUCGUGUUUCAAGCCAGUGAAGGAUUGGGAGCUGUUUAUUUUUCAAUGAGACGACACACCGAAGCAGACACAUUUUUUAACCAAGCUCUGUCUUCUUUGGACUGUAUCGAGAGUGACACGGGUCUAGCUCGAGAGAGAGUGAUGGAGAAAUUAUCGUGUGUUGUCGAGGCUAUAAAGAAAGAAUCGACUCAAGACAAAGUUUUAUUUAAAGAGCCCAAACGUGUCAAAAGAUUGGACAGUAUUGAUGCUGAUUUGACGGCCUACAUGACUAGUUAUAGAAGAACAUCAUCGAGCGAUAAUAUAUCUACAUGUAUGGAAAUGACAACUCCACCACAUAUUCCGUUGCAGGUUAGAGAAGGAAGUCUGGCGUUGGGACCAAAGACGAGGGAACUGUUCACUACAGUCAGACUGCCUGAGGGGGACUCUAGUAAAACAAAAAUUGUGUCAGUAGAUGAGGUUCAAAAUCAUCAUCCUACUUCCAUUCAUAGUAGCAAUACUGCGUCCACUGUCUGCACUGUUCUAUGAUUUUCUACUUCCUAAUUCCCUAUCAUGUGAAAAAAGUUAAUCUU
Halichondria panicea is the source of this 1637-nucleotide messenger RNA. Its product is annotated as tetratricopeptide repeat protein 28-like. The coding region runs from base 112 to 1593 and encodes 493 amino acids. The record is from RefSeq and is a predicted model, not a curated record. Gene Ontology annotation, molecular function: protein binding. The transcript has 3 exons. Lineage: Eukaryota; Metazoa; Porifera; Demospongiae; Suberitida; Halichondriidae.